AUGGAGUGCAGGCACCUGAUGGUGACGGUGAUGUCCGCCAAGGACCUCAAAAACGCCAACAUUUUCGGCAAGAUGAACCCCUACGUUGCCGCCUCCCUCUCCGGCGUCGCCGACAAGCGCCAAAAGAGCAAGCAGCGCACCCCGGUCCACAAGCACGGCGGCACCAGCCCCCGCUGGGGCCACCCGCUCUACUUCACCAUCGACGAGGCCGCCGCCCGCGUGGGCGGCCUGAAGCUCAAGUUCAAGAUCAAGGCUGUGAAGACCCUCGGCAGUGACAAGGAGGUCGGCAGGGUCGAGGUGCCGGUGAAGGAGCUCCUUGAGCAGGGCGGCGAGGGCGGUGAUGGGAAGUCCACGGUGAUGAGCUACAGCCUGAGGCUGCCGUCCGGGAAGACCAAGGGCGUCCUGGAGUUGUCUUUCAAGUUCGGCAAGCGGUUCACUCUGGCGACGCCGCCCCCGCCGGACGAGCCGGUCAUUGGGUACCCGCCGCCGCCGAAGCACGGGGCGGGGUUGGACCCUCCGCCGGCGGGAGACGAACAUCCACCGCAGGAGUAUCCGCCGGAUGCCGCGCCCGGGUACGGCUACCUGCCCCAGGGAUACGCGCCUCCGCCGCCGGGGUACGGGUAUCCCCCGGAGGGAUACGGGUACCCGCUGGCGGCGUACCAGCAGAUGCCUAGCGACGGCGGGAACUCCUGGCUAGGGCUGGCGAAAGGGCUGUUUCCCCAGCUGCCGAUCCGAGACAUGAUAUCGGAUGCGUUGGAGGCCGCCGCGAAGAACGAUGGGUUCGAUGAUGCUCUCGAUAUGAAUAACUGA
Molecule: messenger RNA, 810 nt
Organism: Eucalyptus grandis
Lineage: Eukaryota; Viridiplantae; Streptophyta; Magnoliopsida; Myrtales; Myrtaceae
Product: protein SRC2-like
Exons: 1
Coding region: 1-810 (269 amino acids)
Biological process (GO): defense response
Source: RefSeq, a predicted model, not a curated record